Messenger RNA from Xiphophorus couchianus (Monterrey platyfish), 6456 nucleotides. RefSeq names its product phosphodiesterase 4A, cAMP-specific (gene pde4a). The transcript is spliced from 15 exons. The coding region runs from base 938 to 3277 and encodes 779 amino acids. Lineage: Eukaryota; Metazoa; Chordata; Actinopteri; Cyprinodontiformes; Poeciliidae. Gene Ontology annotation, biological process: signal transduction. The record is from RefSeq and is a predicted model, not a curated record. Gene Ontology annotation, molecular function: 3',5'-cyclic-nucleotide phosphodiesterase activity.
AGGGAGAGGGCGCGCUGUGAUGAAGCCAAUGUUUGUCGUCGAACUCCAGCAAAUAUGAGAAUGGGAGAUAAUGGUCCACACUGAGAAGGAUGACUGAAGCUCAGCAACUAUCAGUUUGCGUCUUUUUUUGUGUCACAAUUGGACUUAACACCUGAAUGUUGAAAAAUCUGGACCGCAAAGAACAAAAGAUCGCAUCUGGGUUUUGGACAAUUCUUCGCACCGUCCUGAUUUUUUUAUUUUUUGAAGAGUGGGUAUUAGAGUCCAGUUUUAGAUUCUCGGAUUGGUCAUCUCUGUGGAGGGAAUACUGGAGACCUCUGCGCUCCAGUUUGCGCACAGGGAUGCCGUAGCUCCACACGAAUCGUGAUAGAUGAAGUACUUUUUGAAAUUGGCUUGGAGAUUUUAGCUCGGCGGAGAGACACACGCACAGCAAUAAUAGCGCAACACGCAGGGAGAGGAGCCAGCGCCAGCGUUCUUUGUGUCUUUGCAAUAAGAGGCUGAUAAAAAGCAAUAUAUUCUCCAAAAUAAACACUGUCAUCCGGCUGUGCGCCAUGGGCGAUGAGGCGUCAAACUUCAGGAGACACAGCAGGACCGGUGUCUCAUCACCAAAACCCCAGACUAGUGAGGAUCACGGUCGAAAGGAGAUUCUGGGAUAAACUGAAACUGUCCACCGCCGAAAACAAUGAGAUUAAUGGCUUUCUGGAUGGCCUGACAGGUUAUCACUGUGACAGUUUUUGAUGUUAUUCAGAAAACAAGGUUCAGAUCUGGGCUGUGCUGGACUUGGUCACUUUGAUUUGUUCGCUCAGAGAUCAAGUGGCAGAGAGGGACAUGAAAUGAUUCGCUUUUUGCUUCAAACGCGCGAUUACAGCCAUAUAAUUUAGUCAAUAAGUAAAAAAAACCAAAAUUAAUAUUAGUGUAUUAUAUUUUAUUUUUUUGCAUAAUGAUGGAACCACCACCAUGUUCGAAGAAGAGCCUUUCGCUGUCGCUCCCGGUUCCUCGGGAGGGACAGGCGACUCUGAAACCUCCACAGCAUCUUUGGAGACAGCCCCGGACCCCGAUUAAAAUCAAACACCGGGGAUACUCCGACACCGACCGGCACCACCACCGGCACAUGGAGCGCUCAGACGCUGUGGAUACGAGUGACCGACCGGGACUGAAGAAGUCUCGGAUGUCCUGGCCGUCCUCCUUCCACGGGACCACAAACACAUCCAUCGGAAACUGUGUCGGGAAUAAACGCUUCGAUUCAGAAAAUGGCCCGUCACCAGGCCGCAGUCCCAUGGAUUCGCAGGCGAGUCCUGGGUUGGUGCUUCACCCUUCUUUCCCCCAGAGCCAGCGGAGAGAGUCCUUCCUGUACCGCUCGGACUCGGACUACGACACAUCUCCCAAAACCAUGUCUCGCAACUCCUCCAUCAACAGUGAGGGGCACGCCGAAGACAUGAUUGUCACCCCUUUUGCUCAGGUGUUGGCCAGCCUACGAACUGUAAGAAGCAACUUCACCAUCCUCGCCAAUGUCACAACACCCACUAACAAGAGGUCACCAGUGACAAGCCAACCCACUGUUCCCCAAGCUACUCUCUCUGAGGAGACUUACCAGCAGAUGGCUCGGGAGACCCUGGAGGAGCUGGACUGGUGUCUGGACCAGCUGGAGACCAUUCAGACCCACCGCUCAGUCAGUGAGAUGGCUUCAAACAAGUUCAAGAGGAUGUUGAACAGGGAGCUGUCCCAUUUGUCAGAGAUGAGUCGCUCAGGGAACCAAGUGUCAGAAUACAUCUCCACCACCUUUUUAGAUAAACAAAAUGAAGUGGAAAUCCCAUCUCCCACUCUGAGGGAAAGAGAAAAGCCCAUGUGUCACAUCAGCGGUGUGAAGAAGCUCACGCACAGUUCCAGCCUUUCCAACUCCACCUUGCCUCGGUUUGGCGUGAAGACAGAGCACGAGGAAGCUUUAGCCAGGGAACUGGACGACUUGAACAAGUGGGGCCUUAAUAUCUUUCGUGUGGCAGAGUUCUCCAAUAAUCGACCCCUAAGCUGCAUCAUGUUUGCCAUCUUCCAGGAAAGAGAUCUGUUAAAAACUUUUAGGAUCCCUGUGGAUACUUUUGUCACUUACGUGAUGACCCUGGAGGACCACUAUCACGCCAAUGUCGCCUACCACAACAGCCUUCAUGCUGCUGAUGUCACCCAGUCCACCCAUGUACUGCUAUCCACACCAGCUCUAGAUGCCGUAUUCACAGACCUGGAGAUAUUAGCAGCUUUAUUUGCUGCCGCCAUUCAUGAUGUAGACCAUCCAGGAGUGUCCAACCAAUUCCUCAUAAACACAAACUCAGAACUGGCCCUGAUGUAUAACGAUGAGUCUGUUUUGGAGAACCACCACCUGGCUGUGGGGUUUAAGCUGCUCCAUGAGGAGAAUUGUGACAUCUUCCAGAACCUCACCAAAAGGCAAAGACAGAGCCUGAGGAAACUUGUGAUUGACAUGGUUUUGGCUACAGACAUGUCCAAACACAUGAGUUUGCUGGCAGACCUCAAGACGAUGGUGGAAACCAAGAAAGUGACGAGUUCUGGAGUUCUGAUGCUCGACCACUACACCGACAGAAUACAGGUACUGAGGAACAUGGUGCACUGUGCAGACCUGAGCAAUCCCACAAAGCCUCUGCAUGUGUAUCGGCAAUGGACGGAGAGAAUCAUGGAGGAGUUCUUCAGGCAGGGAGACAAGGAAAGGGAGCGAGGCAUGGAGAUCAGUCCCAUGUGCGACAAACACACCGCAUCUGUGGAAAAAAGUCAGGUGGGCUUCAUUGACUACAUUGUUCAUCCACUAUGGGAGACGUGGGGAGACCUUGUGCAUCCCGACGCCCAGGAGAUCUUGGACACCCUAGAGGACAACAGGGACUGGUACCAGAGCACUAUCCCGCAAAGCCCAUCGCCACCUUCUGUGUGUCAGGAAAAGGAGCUAAACAAAUGCAUUGACAAAUUUCAGUUUGAGCUCACCCUGGAAGAGAGCUCUCAGAAUGAGCAGGGACAUGAGGACGACAAAACCACACCAAACCAUGUGGCAGAAGACUGCAGUGACAUAGACAAGGAUGAUGACAAUGAGGACAAGGAAGAUCUGAUGUCAGAGGAGAAGAAUGAGGACAUAAUAGAGGAAGAGGAUGAAGUGGCAAUGGAGGAAGAGGAAGGAGAGGAAGAGCUGAAACCUCGGUUAGGUGAGGAGCCACAAAAGGAAAGACUUUAUGACACAAGUCCUGUAGAAGAAGAGGAAGAUUCGUCUUCUCAAGCUGAAGAUACAUGAGGUCUGCUCCUGUAUCUCCCUCCUAUCUUGCACACAUUAUGUUGUUGAUUCUUUAAAUGGCCAAACAAAGAACAAAUAUGACUGCAAUGACAAUACAGACCUUUAAGUAUAUUUUUCAAAAAGGGAAUACAUUCAAAAUCGCUCAAAGAGAAGCUAAUUACACAGCAACUGUAGAUUUGGAGUGAUAACAAGUUCUAGGACUAAUUUCACUAGGAACUUAAGACUAAUGGGAAUCUAGAAGGCCAUUAUUGAUGGGCAAUGGAAGACAGUGUAGCACUCUGGUGACUAGAAUGCGCAUAAAUAAACACACAUGAAAUCACACAAAAAUAUCCACAAAAAACACAAUUGAAAGUAAGUCGUGUAGAGUACAAUAAUGCAAUGUGCAUACAUGCAUGCAGCAAGCCAUGCAGUAUCAUUGCAUUUCAUAUGUACACCUAUUGAUUUUUAAAAAGACACAUAGACUUACACAGGCACCUACAUACACUUGACUGUAUGUUUGUAUGUGUGCAUUUACACAAGGGACAUUGAUCAGUGAUGAAUCUCUUUGGAAAAAGCCAUUCCUUAUUGGUUUAUUAAGUCGUGUCAAGUCAGUAUUAGUAAUUCAUGUCUUUUAGAAUCUCAAUAGAAACUGCUUUCUUCAGAGAAGCUUCAGUGACUUUUUUUUCCAUUUCUGUCGGAAAUAAAGCUUAAAAAAAAAAUACGUCCGCAGAGUUGGAGAAAGAAAAGAGUGUAACAUGGAAGCGAAGAAAAGGAAGAUGCUGCGUUGAAGGGGCCCGAGAAGCCCCAUAUCCUUUUUCCCUUUACAAGGAGAGUGCUACUGGUGUAAGAUGGCUCUGUGCCUUUGUGAAACAUUAGCUUCCUGACUGAGGCUGUGGUGAAGCAAUGCAUUGUGGAACAGGAGAGUCUGAUUUUUGGAAUCAUUUUUGAUUGUCUCUUGUUCAAGAUCUCUCUUUACUGUUCAUGGUAUUGUGGUGUGUAACUCACACGUACAAGUUUCUGUGGUGACUUGUUUUCAGCUGUAAGUCUUCCUUUAGUUGCUCUUCUGGUGUUAUGAGAACUCAGAACUUUAGAUGCAGCGCAAUCACUAACACCACCACUACCACCACUGGACUCUUUCCAGCUUAUAUAUUUAUUUCCUAUUAGACUGAUUUUAUUAUUAUUAUUUUCUAAACUUUCAGAGAAUAAGCCAUGUGAUGCUUUGAAGCAUAUACGUUUUUGCCUAUUUUAUAUUUGAAAUUUUGCUGAAUAUGUUAUAAAGGGAGAGAAAGUUUCAUCAGCAGAACAGAAGUUCAUUUGCUGUCUUCAUUCUUUUGUAUUUUUUUGUCUCCUCAUACAUAGCGAUUCUCACCAAAGUUAAGGAAGACAAGCUUCAGUGGGCGAGUUGAAUUGAAGGAAAUCAGGGAGGCAGAAUGUCAGGGAAAAGGUCUGGCAGUCCCGAAUCAUCCUUUCUAUGUUUGAUGGUUUUUGCCUUAAUGUCAGAUGCAGGAUACAUACCUAUAAGUAUGUAGAUUUAAAGACAUAAUUCAGAUAUCCUAGUAUAUUUAUAUGACAUCUGUAUACUUAUUUCUGUGCUGGUGUGAAACAAUGUAUUUUGCAUUUUGGAGGGGAAGUGGGAAACACAGCUGCCAGUUAUUUUUGUCAUGGCUGCGCUCGGAUCAACUAAAAGAAUGUGCUGUUUUUUAAAAAAACAAACAAAAAAAUAAGAUUGCAUCCUAUAGCUUCCUGGAGACAUUAGAGAUGAGAUUACGAAAUUAUGAGUGAGUCAGUAACAGUAAAAUACCGCAAGAUGUUAAAAGAUGUCGUCGCUCAUGUUGUCGUCCGCUCAUUGGCAUCUUCGCAUCAAGUGUCCAGGAUCUGAUCAGAACAGCCAAACUGUGCCAGGUUGUUUGAGCGUUUGUUUUCUCACAGGGUAAAUCGAACAUUAAGUUAAAGGUAAGGGCGAGUUUCUGCAGGUCAGUAACUGAGCUCAUGUGAAGUUGCCACAGAUUGGUGCAACAGAAGCCUGUGUAUUUGGUUGAGCUGUGAGGCUACCAUGCAGGCUUUUCAUGUGGUGAAAAUGGGAAUUCAGGAUUACUAUCACAGUUACUUAAAUAUAAAAAAUAUAUAUAUCCCAUAUGCACUGGCCUUUUACUUUAAACAUAUUCCUUUGUUUUUGUGGCUUCUUGUUCUGUCAUAAGCUAUAAAGACAGUAAUAUUUAAUUGCCAUACAAACACGAUACUGUAGCAAUUGUUUCUUAUUAAGGAAAUUAUUCAAUUGAUUGAUUGCUGCCAUUCUUUUUAAAUGAUGAAAAGAAAACAUGGGAAAGUGUUUUCUUUUAACAGCUUGUGUACAGUUUAUUUUUAUAUCAUUCAGGUGGAUGGUCUGGAAAAUGAAUCACAUGCUGAUGAUAUAUAGCUAUAAUCAUUACCACUCUUGUAUAUAAUGUAAUAAUGUACUGUAAAAUAAAAUUUUAUCCGAAUUAUAAUGAUUGACAAAUAACCACUGAGACACCACAAGUCACCUCGUCACCUUGUCAUUCUCGAAUACUAUAUUUCCUCACAUGUGGGUAACAUUUUGUCAUAACUUUUAAUAGUGCACACUUAUUGUUAAAAUCAAAUAAAUUUGUACCAGCACUUUAUUUCAUCAGGUUUCAAGGUAAAACAAGUCGGGUUCAGGUAGUAUGCAGUCUGUGUAUCCAUCUGGGCAAAAAUCCCAAACCCACAAUAUCCAGCGGUUGAGAUGCACUGUAAAAUAAAUUAGACGUCCCCUUAAAAGAGUCUAUGAGAUUAUUAUUAUUAUUAUUAUCAUUGUGUUUUUUUUUACUGAAAGUCACAACAUGUGUCCUUAUUUGACUUGGUCAUUUCAAGCACUUACACUCCCUUUGUUUCUUAGUAACUUUAAGCACUAUCUAGCCUGAUAGCCUAAAUGUCCGUCCCAUGGUGGCCUAUUUAUCUGGUUCCCAUUGGUGUUCCUGUCAGGUAAUGUUAUCACAGACUGACUCCCUUUGAGAGAAAUUCUCUGGGCUUUAAUUCACGUGUUUGUCAUUAGUAACAGAGCUUGUUUAAAGGGAGAUAGGAAAAAAAAAACAUGAAAUGAUUGUAAUAUUUGUAAAUGAACUUGCUGUAAUGUGUAAAAUGUGUCCAAGUUAUUUUUUAUUAUAUUAUUUUUAUGAAAGUUUUUUCCUCCUGACAGAACCGAG